Molecule: messenger RNA, 2483 nt
Organism: Cynoglossus semilaevis (tongue sole)
Lineage: Eukaryota; Metazoa; Chordata; Actinopteri; Pleuronectiformes; Cynoglossidae
Gene: yjefn3
Product: YjeF N-terminal domain containing 3
Exons: 8
Coding region: 942-1706 (254 amino acids)
Cellular component (GO): mitochondrion
Molecular function (GO): NAD(P)HX epimerase activity
Source: RefSeq, a predicted model, not a curated record
UCAUCUUGUCAACUGCACUUUGUUUUGUUUGUUUACAAAGCAGUUUUUUUUCUGACUCCUUUGUAGCCAUCUUCUCUUAUUUCAUGUUUCUUAACCAGGAUUCUAACUUCUCUGGUUGUGUGUUUGCAUAUAUAUAUUUGUGUAUAUAUAUAUGUAUAUAUAUAUAUAUUUGUAUUUAAACAGCAUUGUGGUAGUACAUAGUGUUUCCUUCAGCUGCUCCAAUCCCAUGUGAUCAUUCUGUGUGCAUCACAUGCCUUAUGUGAUUCUUCUAAACCCCCCUGUAAUGUCACCCAGCAACACUUGUGUUGUUUUGUCUCUUAAGAGGAAGGACAUUUUCUUUAGCUCCCACUGAAUUUUGAUAGGUGUUCAGGAUUUCACUGAGGACUCAAGGGCUCUCUCACUCUAAUGCUCGCUUUAAAUUCCACAUCAGAGGAUCCCCUGCUGCUGCUGCAGAAAAAAGAAGGUGCGAGUGUCCGUGAGUGAGUGUGUGUAUGUAAAUUAAACAGGGGGAGAAGGAAGGUAUACGGUGGGGGUUGAAUCCUGGAUGAGUGGAACGUGCAAGACCCCACUGCAACCUGAGCCAAUCAGCUGACGAGCACCACUCCUGCUGGUUGUCAAUUGGCUUGCUUUCCCUGCGAGUGCAGCUGGUACAGAGAGCCAGCUGGUUUAAUCAGAGAAUGAGUUGAGUCCACUGUGGGAAGAAGACCAGAGAAGAGAAGGGGGGGCAGUGAUACAGAGGCAGGAUUCACUGGGUGGUGGCCACUAAUUAUCUACCAUUGGCCAAAUCAAUCAAGAGCCGCCGCCCGUACACAUUCUCAGUCCGCUCCCAGGAGUGACAGGCAGAGAGUGAGGCACAGAGAAGGAAGGGAAGUGUUUUUAUUUGAGGAGCAGCACAGCUCGUCCUCUCUCAUAUUUGCUGAAGACGUGCCGGGUGAGAACAGAUGGACAAGAUGAACCACAGCUCAGCUGAUACGGAGGCUGAGACCAUAGAAGCUCUGCGUUACCUCAGUAAAGGGGAGGCGGCAGCCAUUGAGACAGAGCUGCUGAGGGACUACAGAUUUGGACAGCAGCAGCUGAUAGAGAUCUGGGGACAAGCCUGCGCUCUGGCCAUCACCAAGGCCUACCCUCUCAGCUCCUUACCGAAAAAGCAGCCGACGGUCCUGGUGAUCUGUGGUCCAGAUCAGAACGGAUCCAUCGGCCUGGUGUGCGCCCGACACCUGCGCAUUUUCGCCCUGUGUGCUUCUCAGGAAUUCACUGCAGCUCCUGUAAAUGGCCAAGACACUUAUCCCAUUACCUUCUCUGCAAGGGCUCUCAGACACGAGAUGGUGGUACCCCGAUAUUAUGAUGUAACCACUGAGGUGCAGCUCAUCAACGAUGCCUACAACCUAGUGAUCGAUGCUAUGCUGGGCGCAGAGUCUGACCCCACUAAUGUUAAGGAGCCGUAUUGUGGUAUUCUGUGCACCUUGAAGCAGGUCAAGAUUCCCAUUGCCAGUGUGGAUGUUCCAUCAGGUUGGGAUGUAGAAGAGCCGAGUCAGGACGGGAUACACCCCGAAGUUCUCAUCUCGCUCAUAGCACCGAAGAAGUGCUCCAUGAGUUUCUCUGGCAAGCACUUCUUGGCCGGGCGCUUUCUGCCUUAUGACAUCCAGAAAAAAUACGAGCUGAACCUACCGGACUACCCCGGCACAGACUGUCUUAUAGAACUGUAACACACCAGAGAAGAGCCAGCGUGUCGACGAACACGCGCAGCUUAAUCCACUUUGUUGUUUUGUAUUUUAUAGAUGGUGGUUGUGCUCUGAUGUACCCAUUUUAGUUGCGUAAAACAGAUUCCACUUGAGUUUAAUGUGCUGUUGAGCUACUGUAGACCAGCGGUCCUCAAGCUUUUUAGUGCCACGGAUUGGUUAAAUGAUACGACGGCCAAUAAAAACUGGUAUUUCCUAAAUACAAUAAUAAACGUUUAGCCACUUUAUUAGCAGCGUCCUCGUAACAUGGCGCUAGUCUUUCGAUGCAGAACGCCAGUUUUGAAGGCUUCAUGGCCUCAUUGACUUCAUCGACUUUUCUUCUGCGUUCUCACUGGCUCUUUUACCCUGCGCUAAGAAACUUCCCAAAGACGUUUGUUGUGACCGAGGCGAGCAUCUUCACAUGUCUCAAGUUUGAGAAAAAAUUUUCAAAAUGAAACAUUGUUCAGAAUCAGAUAAAAAGUAAAACGGAAAUAAUGGAACCUGCGGACCGCUGCCGGUCUGUGGCCCGGGGGUUGGGAACCACAGCUGUAGAGGGAUGUUAUUUAGAAACUAAAGUGUGAGUCAUGUCUUUUUAGAGAAUGGCAUAAAAAAAAUCUGCGUGUCAGACUUCAUAAAAAGCCGUAGCGUUGCACUGUUUCCCAAUUCCAUUUGAUAAGACAGUACAAUGAGGGAUGAGUUGUAUUUUUUACCGCCGUCGGAGGCCGUAACUAAUUUAUGUUCCUAUAUAUUUCAUUUUUAAUAGAG